CUCAUGAACUAGAUUACAACUUUCCCUACCCUCACGACUUAUGACCGUUCACAUCUUGUAGAGUCGUAUGACCUCACUUCUGAUCUCUUCAAAUAUACGUCAUGACUACACUAUAAGUAGGAGGCGUCAGCACCCUUUUAUGACCAUCAACAACCACCUUACAUCAUGUUCAAGCUUGCACUCCCUAUGCGCGCACGCGCCUUCACCACCGUACGAAGCCUGAGGAAGGAUGGACCCGCCAAAGCAUUCGAGGCAGAUGGCAAAAUUGGAUCACAAUUCAGCGGAAAGGAGGGAUUGAGUAAAGCAGUCGACGAGAACAUUGGUGGGCCUUUCAGCAAGGACGGAGCAAUUGGCAAGCACUUCACUAAGGAAGGUGCUGUAGGUGGCAAGGUCCAAGAAGCGGCUGAGGAGGCUGAUAAGAAGGAUGGUUCCACCAUCGUCCACAAGAAUUUGCCUUAGACAGUGAUGACCUAAUCGAAUGCUCCACCUAUACUAUAUCUACAAUGACUUCUCUUUUGCCUG
Molecule: messenger RNA, 522 nt
Organism: Protomyces lactucae-debilis
Lineage: Eukaryota; Fungi; Ascomycota; Taphrinomycetes; Taphrinales; Protomycetaceae
Exons: 1
Coding region: 166-459 (97 amino acids)
Source: RefSeq, a predicted model, not a curated record